Paramecium tetraurelia is the source of this 6444-nucleotide messenger RNA. RefSeq lists its product as uncharacterized. The transcript has 2 exons. NCBI's taxonomy places the organism in Eukaryota, Ciliophora, Oligohymenophorea, Peniculida, Parameciidae. The record is from RefSeq and is a predicted model, not a curated record.
AUGUCUGAAGUUAUUUGCACCGUUUCGACCUUAGAUGAUGUCUUAGUUUUGAAAAGCAGUGCUUCAUUGAUAACUCAGCCGUCGUUCACAUCAGACUAUUAUUUUAAGGUGUCAGUACAAUUGAAUGCUGGCAUUUGGUAUUUAUUAUCGAUAUAUCCAACAUCAGUAGACAGUGGGUUUUAUUAUGAACCAAUAAUCCUAAGAACUAUAAGCAGUUUGGAUGAUAACGCAAUGAUUUAUGAUUACAAUUAUAGAGCUGGUCACUUGAAUGUUGACGAAUUGCCUCCCUCAGGAAUGACCAUCACAUUCCUAGUAGAUCAAGAUCUCUAUCCUAAUUAUGAUGACCCUGGAGCUCAAUACGUGAUAACCAUCUUCAUCACGCCAAGAGAGAAUAUCAAAGGAGCUUAGAUUGAAUUGCAGAUCGUCCAAGGUCAACACACCGACGGAAUCGAUGAUACCGAUUUCAAGAUCCUCUCCAAAUCAUGUUGGAGUAAGUUUACCAGUUACACCUGCACGACCACAGAGAAGUCGAUCAAAUUAAUCACAUAAGACGACAUAAUCUCAAACACUUAAUUGCAAAUACAAUUUGGAGUAGAGAAUCCUGGAUUCGUGUCUCAAAGAGAUAUACGAGUGGUGACUAAGUCUCCAACUCAAGGAAACAGAAUCAUAGAGAAGGGAUUCAGAUCCAAUGUCUUCGGUGUAACCACCAUACCCACCUAAUUGGAAGGAGUGCAGUUUUUGUGGGGCAUCGAUUCUCAAGAAGACCUCACUGACACCUAAAUUGGAGUGUUUAAACUGGAAAAUGCAGCUGUUAUGAAAGGACCUUACAAUUCAAUCAAGGUGUCAUUUUCAGUCUCAGCUUCAGCAAAUCUAGUGUUCCCCUUGACAGUCAAGAUCAAAUUCAAUUGUAUCUAUGCCUUAAGUUAUGCCACCAAACACAAUUUCCAAUCGUACAAUGAUGAAAAUCCUGUCUAUUGUGAAUUCGUCACAGACUCAAUCCUUUGUCACAAUGUGGGAACACUCUCUGCAUCCAGUGUGUACUACGUUUCAACUAAGGCGUUGUAUGAUGCUUCUUCAAGUGCUUCGGAAUUUGGUAAGUUGAGUUUUUACUUGGAAUAGAGUGUGACUGUUAAUACUUUAUAUAUAUAUGGAGAGAAUCCUGGAAUAACCAUCUCCUAUCUCUAGGACAGUCAUUACUUGGACUUGACUGGAUGGCAUAAUCCAUCAGGAGGACUUUUGGGAUAGACUCAGGUCACUUCUAUCCCAACUGACACUUUAACCACUCUCGAUGCUGUUUUCGGUAGUGAUGGCACUGUUGGCAUUGUGAAUGGGGACAAAAUGCUGUUAUUCUUCAUGAAGACCUCCAGUACUCAAGUGUGGGAUGCAACUGUUGUCGCAUGUCCAUCAACAGCAGCCAAUUAUAUUAAGAUGACAAUAAUGAUGAACAGUAUGGUUUUGCAUAGUGAUUAACAGAAUGCACCCAAGAAAUUAUAAUAUAUAGCUAAUGAUGGUGGUGGAGUAUUCAGUGAUGAAUAGCUUAUAUGUAUUCAAAAAGGAUAUUGUGAUAUUGGAAAUCAAAAUACUUAUUCAAUAUACUCAUCUUCAAAUACUGCUUAUGGAAUUGCUACAUUUAUUAGUGGGGGAGGAUGUGUCACCAAUUUCAUUAAUGAGAAUAACAAUUUCAUUGGAACUUCUGGUUCAACUCCAGGGCAAUAGGGUGUCAUUGGUAUUCCUGUUACUUUCUCUACUAAUUUCGUUCAGUCAUCUUAAUAUGCUGAUGAAUAAUUGUUAGACUUUAUAGUCAACUUUUACAAGGUUGAUUCGUCUGGAUAAAAUAAGAUUAGUUAGCAUUUGAUUAAUGCUUAUACAAUAAGUAGAGUGAAUGAUUUGCAUGUCAGUUUUGUGAAUUAUUAUAUGGGUACUACAGUAGGCAAUGAUGGUUCUUUCAUUCCGACUCUAUUAAGAAUCAAAGUACCUUAAUUGAGUGUGUCAUUCGAUAAAGUGCAAGUGUUUUUUGAUUCAAAAAUCCAGUUAUUCUCAUCCUAUCCAGAUUGUUAUAAAUUCAGUGCCUAGAAUGGCCCAUCAGAGGCAUGGAUGCUCCAUUAAUCUAUCAUAUGUGAUAAGUCCAAUCAAAUCUUGAUUCCAAUCAUUCCUAAAGGGUUGACCUACACUCUUCACAUUGGAUUGACAAGUCAGAUAGAUGGAAUCUUAACCAACAUUCCAAUAAAAGUGUAUCGUCCAUUUGGGUUGCCAGUUUCAGGGGAAACCAGAAAGUACACCCCAAGUGUUUUUACGGUGGAAUCAUCGGAUUUGACCUUUCCAUUUGUGAGAACCCCCUUUUUGUUUGAUAUGCACAUAGAUGCAACCAAAUUCUAGGAUGGAUCAGCAUAUUUGGAUAUGGAAAUUACAACUAGUUCAAAUAGCAAUGUGGAUUUGGAAUAAAACUAAAAUUCACAUAUUGGAGCAGGAUUGACACUGACUAGUAUUGAUGUGAAUCUAUUUGAUGAGGCCACCAUCGAAUCCUAUUUUGGUGACCUGUAAUGCACAUAAUUUGUAUACAAUACUAAUAUAUACACAACAUUCUGUCCAUUCGAUACUCAAAUAAAUUACCCUCUUCAAAUUAGCAAUCAAGUUGUAAUCCUUUAUGGUAGAUACAGCAAAAUAGGUUCAUUUGUUUCGUAUGCUUUAUCCAAUUCCAAGGGAAUUCUAUAAGCUGCUCUCUAAGAUUCAGGUGUAAUUGAUAGAUAAUUGUACACUUGUAAAUUGGACAGCACUAGUUAAAUAUUCGCAAACUCUUUGGGAUAACAGAGACUCCAAUUUCCAAUCAGAUUCAGCUCAUCAAUGAAAUUAGGAGGCACCAAUUUUGGAUCCAUAAAGAUUGUCAUCACUUUAACUCUAGCAAUAAGUGGAGUGAAUGUGGUCACCUCUACAAACUUAUGCACUAUCGAAGGAGUCAAUAACAUAGCUUGUGCAUACACAUCCACAGCCACAACCAUCACUGUGACAUUGACUAGUUCAGUGGUUUAGGUUAUUCAAGCCAAUACUGUUAUAAAACUAACCUUCAUGAUCUAAUCUACUUAUGGGUUGACAUCCUUUGGUACCAAUCAGCCCUUCAAAGUGUAGAUUUAUGUGCCAACCAUAAGGGGAGGUAAGACAUAACCUUAUGGUGACACAUAUGACACACCUGCUGUUUUGUAGGAAUUGUGCACUUAUAGUUUAUUGAAUUUAUAGAACACUCAAUUGGGUAAGAUCUUUUAUAUUGGAAAUCUCAGAUUGGAGACACCAACCUCAAAUGGAGUUGGCAAAUUGAUCUUUGAUUUCAAGUUACAGAGUGCCAGAGAGUAUUUAUCCUCAUCCAAAUAAUACAUCUAAAUAACACUCGGAUUUCUGAGGGAUCAGAAUAUGGAGAGCAACAAAUUGAAGUGUUAAAUAUAUGAGGGUCUCCAAUUAUCUAAAUUAAUUUACUCUGUUGAUACUACCACUAUGCCUAAUAUUAUCAUUAAAUUCAAUCAAGACAUCACAAAUCCACACAGCAUCUUAUUUACGAUGAAAUGCAAAAACUUUGAAACUCCAACGAACACCUUUUCAACUGAAUCUCUGAUUGGCAAGUUGAUAGACUCAGUUGGAACCACCAUCAUUCAAAGUAGUUCACCUAUAGGAUACUCGCAAUUGAGUACCAUAACAUACACUCCAAAAGGUUAGAUUCUAUUGCAAUCAAAGACCUUAAAUAGUCCUGGAUUUGAUGCCAUUUAUGAAUUUGCCAUCACCAAUGCCGACCUUAAGGUACUGCUAACUUACAUGAUUAAAUUGCAAUUUCAUGAUGGAAUUUCAUUGAGUCCCUACGUCUCAUGUCAAUUAAACUCAACGUUUUGUUACUGCACUCUCAAGGAUGGAAUAUACAUCAUAAAUGUUUGCAUCGUUAUAAAACCAACUGAAUUAGCCAUUCUAAGAAUCACUCUACCACAACCAAACAGACUACAUUGGCCAAUACUCCCUUCAAUCUAUAUUGCUAUCGAUAAGGAUGACGAUUUCACUAAUGGGGUUUACAUGCAAGAGAUACUCACAGACACCUUAUAGGAUGAAUAUCAAACACAACCAAUCGAAGUAGUGGACACAACCUUAAGUAGUUAUUACAUUAGAACAUCCCAAACACACAAACUAUCAUUGCUAUUACCUUCUGGAUCAGUCAUGAAUGGCAAUAUCUUGUUUGUUUAAUUCCCAUCCUUCUAUAUGGAUCCCUUAAGCAGAGCUACUGCAACCACUUGUUCAAUCACCAGAGACGAUGAUAAUACCAAAACUAAUUUCACUACCACUUGCACAGUCAUCACUGAACAAUACAUCCAAAUGAUCUUAUCUGAAGACAGUGCCAACAAUUUGAUUAAGCAAUACACAAUCGAAAUCGGCAACAUACCAUUGCCAGAAGCUAGUGUACCAGAAGACCCUACCAAUGAUUACAGACUCAAAGUACACAUCAUUUAGAGUGGUAAUACGAAAGUCAAAUUCACAUCAGCCUUCUAUUACUCAAGUCCUGUCUCCUUGAUCCAAGAAGACAAACAAGACGUGAUAUGGUCAGGUGGAUAAUUUAAAUAUGAAAGAGAUGAAAAUCUAAACAUCAUAGAUGAAACCUCCAAAAUCAUUAAUAUCUUCAUUGGCACUUAUCGCACCUUAAUUUCAAUACAACCCACCUCUCAAUCGAGUUUCCAAGAAACCUUCGGAUUCCAAAAAAGCAUACUGAAAACCUUCCCCUCCUCCCUCUCAGCCAAUAGUGGUUCUAAGAAUUCUUAGUUUCUUGCUGGUGCCGAUCCCAACAUCACCAUAGGCUACUCAGUCUUUAAAUUCUCUAAAUUAACAGGUGGAUCCAAUUAUGUCAGUGUAUUGCCUAACAUUUAUGCUAAUAUCGUCAAUUCACCUUACCAAUUAACCACUGACUAGACUCUGUAUUAGAUCCCUUAAGGAGGCACCUCUUAACCAAUUACAAUUAACGUGGAAAAUUGUUUCCCAAUGUCAGAUCUGCGUAUACAAUUAGGCAAUGAUAAUUCCGCUCUGAAUGUCAUCUCCAACAAUCCCUAAAAUAUCAUAUACUCAGGCAAAAGCCAAUAUAAGUUAUAUUUUGAUAAGUAUGAAUACAUUUGGUAAGUGAAUAAUAAUGAUACAGUCCUGGAAGUUGGAACCAAAGUUCAACUAUCAUUUAUCUUAACAGGUGUGAGUGCACCUUAUUAUUCCCCCCCUCCUAAUAUCACCAUCGAAAUAAUUGCAUCUCCAGCAGACUUUCCCGUCUUAGAAUUCGAUUCUCAACCUAUUGCCUAUAAAAAUGACAUCAAAUUCGCCUUUAAAUGCAAUAACAUCGGAACUCUCUUUUGGGUCCUCGGAUGCGGAGGUGACAUCACAUACAUACCUUUGGAAGAAAUUUUCAAUCAAACCAUUUAUUAAGGCUACUCAAGGACUCAGAGGAAUGUUAGCGAUUUAGAAUGGAAGAUCUAUGGAUUCCAAUUGAUCAAUGGAGUGGCCAAAGAACACUUUAGUGGAUUGAAGUCAUUCUCAGAUUACACUAUUCAAGCCUAUUGUGCUGACCUAGUUGGUGUUUCGAGUGAGGCUCUUAUUUACAAUUGGCAAACAAGAUUCAAUGGCGGAAAUGGAAUUAAAUUGAAUAUUACAUUCUCUAGUCCACUAACUUCAAUACAACAAUUAGAAUUGAUUUGCGGAAUCAAUUAUAUCUUUACCAUCGACUACAAUAGAAUAACUGAUGCCAGAGGAUAGAUGUGCAACAUAGAAACUCUAGAAAUCCUUUCAUUAUCAUCCAAUGAUAUAGCAAGCACAUUGACAGGUGUCUUAACGUCUUAUUACAUCUAUUUCCAACCAGAUUAAUCUUUAAUGGAUGAAACUAUUAAUGAUGUUGUGCAAAAGGCUUUGAGUGAUAAAAAAUCAUUUAUCUCAUUGUUAUCCAAUAAAAUGAGUUUGGAUCCAGAAGAAGAUCCUACCAUUUCUGAUGCAAUCUAUUCAGAACCAGAUCAAUCAACUAAACCAACCUUAAAUUAUACCAAACCAGAAGUAGGGUCUGUCAAUGCAACUAUGAAUUUCACACUCUCUAAAGCCAAAGGAUAUGUUGGAAUAGGAAUAGAAUAAACAGACACUGCUUAAAUUCCAUCCAUAGCCUAAAUUAGAAAAUCAAUAAACUACCUUGGAAGAUCCUUACACCAAAGUUUCCUUCUAUUUUUCAACUAUUCCAGUGCCAUUUAAAAUUAAACUUAGUAAGUAUGGUUUACUAAUCUGAGUCCAAAUCUUAAAUAUAAGAUUUAUUGGUUUUAUUCCAACGAUGAUACAGGUUCAUUAGCCAAAGUUUCUAAUGUAUCUUAUGCUUAAAUACAGACCAGUCCAUCUUAAACCUAUAGUUGUGGAAGAAUCCAUUAUCUUCUACUCAUAAUGAUUAUGAUAUUAAUACAUUGA